Messenger RNA from Nymphaea colorata (pocket water lily), 1143 nucleotides. Its product is annotated as strigolactone esterase D14. The record is from RefSeq and is a predicted model, not a curated record. The coding region runs from base 35 to 976 and encodes 313 amino acids. The transcript is spliced from 2 exons. NCBI's taxonomy places the organism in Eukaryota, Viridiplantae, Streptophyta, Magnoliopsida, Nymphaeales, Nymphaeaceae.
CGUAUUAAAUACCCCAAACGACAGAGGAAGAGGAAUGCGAAGAAGAAGAAGGGGGAAGAAAUAUUCAGAACAAAAACAAAAUCACUCCUCUCAGUCUCAAUCCCCUCUUCCUCUCUUCUUAUCUUCCGUCUUCUUCGUUUUCCCCCAUUUGGAACCUUGGAUCGAUCGAGAGAUGGGGAGGACAUCGCUGCUGGAGGUUCUGAACGUGAGGGUGGUGGGGACGGGGGACCGGUUCCUGGUGCUGUCUCACGGGUUCGGGACGGACCAGUCGGCGUGGCAGAAGGUGCUGCCGUACCUGGUGAGGGACUUCCGGGUGGUCCUCUACGACCUGGUCUGCGCCGGCAGCGUCAACCCGGACAACUUCGACUUCGCCCGGUACUCCUCCCUCGACCCCUACGUCGACGACCUGCUCGACGUCCUCGCCGCCCUCCGCAUCGAACGCUGCGCCUUCGUCGGCCACUCCAUCUCCGCCAUGAUCGGCUGCCUCGCCUCCAUCCGCCGCCCCGAGCUCUUCACCAAGCUCGUCCUCCUCGGCGCCUCCCCCAGGUUCCUGAACGACAAGGACUACCACGGUGGGUUCGAGCGCAACGAGAUAGAGAAGGUGUUCAGCGCGAUGGAGUCGAACUACGAGGCGUGGGUGUCCGGGUACGCGCCGCUGGCGGUGGGCGCCGACGUACCCGUCGCGGUCCGCGAGUUCAGCCGGACCCUCUUCAACAUGAGGCCGGACAUCUCGCUGUUCGUGUGCCAGACGGUCUUCUUCAGCGACUUCCGGCCCAUCCUGGGCCUGGUCAAGGUGCCGUGCUGCAUCAUCCAGGGGAUCAAGGACAUGUCCGUCCCGCUCUCCGUCGCCCACUACAUGAAGGCCCACCUGGGCGGCAAGGCCACGGUCGAGAUCCUGCAAGCCGAGGGCCACCUGCCGCACCUCAGCGCUCCCCAGAUGCUGGUCCCGGUCCUGCGCCGCGCCCUGGCUCGCUAGACACCUGCGUCCUCCUUCCGAAUAAGUGCCGCCAUGGGCGGACAAUAAUGGUUUGACUGUAGAGCGAGGGUUGUGGACGAAGAGAUGUGAGCGUAGGCGUGCCUGACUCUCUUUGUUCUAUGGUGAUAACUACUCGGAAAAUGAAAAAGAGUAUAUAAAAUUUGGUA